Messenger RNA from Salarias fasciatus (jewelled blenny), 11634 nucleotides. RefSeq names its product EP300 lysine acetyltransferase b (gene ep300b). Gene Ontology annotation, molecular function: protein binding; chromatin DNA binding; histone acetyltransferase activity. Gene Ontology annotation, cellular component: histone acetyltransferase complex; transcription regulator complex; nucleus. The transcript has 30 exons. The coding region runs from base 2011 to 10530 and encodes 2839 amino acids. NCBI's taxonomy places the organism in Eukaryota, Metazoa, Chordata, Actinopteri, Blenniiformes, Blenniidae. Gene Ontology annotation, biological process: positive regulation of transcription by RNA polymerase II. The record is from RefSeq and is a predicted model, not a curated record.
UUCACGCCUAAUGUUGCUGUACCUCAAACCCUCCCCCCGUAUCAGAGGAGUAGAAACAACAAGCCGCCAUUUUGUUUGUGCGGACAGACCGUCAGAAACAGGAGGAGAUAAGCGAGAGAAGGAGCGACUCCGGCAGCCGACGGUAGCCGCUCCGGGACCCGCCGGGGGAAGAAAGAGCGGUCAAAUCCUGCCCGUGCGACCCAGCGAGAGCCAGCAUCGCGGGGAGGAGGAGGAGGAGGAGAUAAACCGCCGGUGGAGGGAGGAAGAAGAGGAAGAAAAAAAAAAAAAAACUCCGACUCGGUGACAUAUAUAAAUAUUAAAUACAUAUAUGCGUGUGUGAAUGCAUGAGAAGGAAAUACUCCGAGAAAUCCGAGGAAGGGGGUGUUUUGCGGAGCGGAGAGACGGGGAGGAGAGGCGGAAGAGAGCGGUGUAUCAUACCGAGGAGAAAACCUGCGAAAAAGGGGGAAAACAGCAACAUGAAAAAUCAUUAUGUGUCCGUCGCGGAGGAAGGAAAGAGCCCGCAUAGACAAUUAUAUAAAUAAAUUGCUGCCGGGCAGAAGGGAGAGGUGGAAAGAAAGACGGGUCUGAAGCGAAGGGGGGCUUUCACCAUCACAAAGAGUCAAUGAGAGGAUUUUUGUCAACCCGAAACAUUUAAAGGGGGGGCUGUCAACAUUAUUGUUUCCGCUUUUGGAAAUAGCCAUAAUUUCUCUGCAAAUCGCCGUCUUUUUUCUUUUUUUUUUUACCUACAAAACCACAUUGUGCUCUUUUUGAGCUCUCUCCUCUUUUUCCCCCCCUCCUGCUUGCGAUCAAGACAUCCUGUAAAAGCAGGUAAAAAUUUUUUGAGUGUCUUCUCAUGCUUUUCAUCGUCAUCAUCUGAGAUUUGAAGUGUUAAAAAACCCCCGAGCGGAGGAGGAGAAGGAGGAGGAGGAGGAACCUCUACGGGAGCACAAGAUAAGUAACCCAACAGACCGUCCUCUGCAAAUAUAAAACUAAUUGGAUCAAUCUGACCGCUCACUGAUUGGCAAUCAGCGCUGCGAUUGCCUGCACGAACUGGAACGUCAGAGAAAUCUCUCACAUUUCCUGCAGAUCUUCUUCAAGGAGCCUUUUCUUCGUCUUUUUUUUUUCCUGCAAAGGGACUGCAUCAACCAAAUGUGCAAUAAAUAAUACGACUCCCCUCCUUUCUGACCCAGUGCCUUGCAUGGUCCAAACACUUAAGUGCACAGUUUAAAGUCAGCAUGCAAAAGAAGAGAAGUCCUGCACGGAAACAAACACCUGCGCUAGUUUUUACCUGAGUGAGUGCAAGUGUUUUCAUCUCUCCCUGCAGAACUGUUAUGACACUAUUUAUUCAGUUAAGCCAAUGCAAGUUCUCAGUGUUGCACCUGAGAGCACCGCCAAUGCUUUAAGUGCAUUUUAAAGCUGCACACCGGUUCACUGCCUUUUUUUUUCUCUCUAAUCCCACUCUUUCUUGCAUUGGAGACAGCAGUGAGAUGUCUGGUCAGGUGAGAGAAAUGGUCAAUGCAACUUAGGAUCUCAGAACUGUUGCACGAGUGAGCGGCUUCUCGGAGGUGCCUCGGGAUCCGGAUUGCCAUCGCGGAGACUCCUCGCCCCUCGGAGCUGAAGUUAAAAGGCUUUCUCCGCCGGCUAUGGCGGACGGCUCGGAGGACGGGUCUUGGGACGGUUCGUGCGUCGCAGAAGAGGCUACAUGAGGUUGUCAAGAGGGCCGCUCGCUUGCCUUUUUCGCCGACUCCACCUUCCCACCUCCCCCUGUUCAAAUCUGCGAAGAAACACAAUCUCCGGCAGGGGAGGGGGACUGAUAACUGCAGAGGGGGAAUAAACCGAGAGGGAAGAAGUGAGGGAAGAGUUCCACACUGCCGUCCUCUCCCCUACCGUCCCCCCCGAGCGGUGGGGGAAACGUUUCCUGACGGGAGAAGGAGACGCAAACCAGGGAAGCAAAGUUUGCCCUCCGUGGAUCUACACCUAUUUUUUUUUUUUUUUUAAUUCGUCAAAAAUAUGGCCGAUAAUGUCCUGGAGUCCGGCCCGCCUUCAGCCAAGAGGCCCAAGCUGUCCUCUCCAGCACUUUCGGUGUCUGCCAGUGACGGAAAUGAUUUUGGCUCGCUCUUCGAUCUGGAGCACGACCUGCCAGACGAGCUCAUCAGUUCUUCAGACCUGGGACUGACCAAUGGAGGAGAUGUCAGCCAGCUUCAUACCAGUCUGGGGGGCCUUGGAGGAGUGCUCGGCGGCGGCGGCGGGGGCCAGGACGCCGCAGCCAAACACAAACAGCUAUCAGAACUCUUGCGCGCAGGAGCACCGACCCAGCAGGGUGGUCCUGCUUCCAAUAGCACACCGUCCGGGGCUUCCAUGGGGAUGAUGGGGGGUGUCGGUGUCACACCCGGUGGACCUCAAGGAAUGCCCCACCAGGGGCAGCAGCAGCAGCAACCUGGAUUAAUGCAGCAGGUUGGGAUGGUUGGAGGCGUGGCGGCGCUCAACCGGGCGGCAGCCAUGAUGGGUGCCCAGAAGGGCAGCACGGGACCGCAGCAGCAGGGGCUGAUGGGAGGUCAGGUUGUGAAUGGCGCUCCUAGAAUGGGGUACCCCGGGAGUGCUGGCAUGGGGAGCAAUAGUAACCUUUUGGCAGAAACCCUACAGCAGCAGCAGCAGGGUGGCCAGCAAAUGGGGGGUGGGGGUCAGGCGGGGAUGAGACCGCAGCAACCUGGAGCACUGAACAAGAUGAAUAUGAUGGCUAAUGCGGGCCCCUAUGGUGGUCCGUACGGCCAGCCCGCUGGCCAGGGGCUGCCGGGAGCAGGGCUGGGCCCUCAGCUCCAGAAUAAGGCGGGCCUGCCCAACAAUAUGGCCGCCCAGUUCAACAUGGACAAGAAGGCAGCACCGGGUCAAGGCAUGCCUGGAAUGACUCCUCAGCAGCCUGGAGCCGUGGGCGGCUUACCGGUCGGCGGGGCGGCGGCGGUGGGAGGAGCCCAGGUUGGACUCAGUGCGGUCGGGGCAGGACCCGGCACGACGCCUCCCACGGCGGACCCCGAGAAACGGAAGUUGAUUCAACAGCAGCUGGUGCUGCUGCUCCACGCGCACAAGUGCCAGCGGAGAGAGCAGGCCAACGGGGAAGUGCGGCAGUGCAACCUGCCUCACUGCCGCACCAUGAAGAACGUGCUCAACCACAUGACUCAUUGCCAGGCUGGCAAAUCCUGCCAGGUGGCGCACUGUGCCUCAUCCAGACAGAUCAUCUCUCAUUGGAAGAAUUGCACACGACACGACUGUCCUGUAUGCCUGCCACUUAAAAACGCCGGAGACAAGAGGAACCAGCAGUCGCUCAUCAACAGUGCAGGCGUGGGUUUGGUGAACUCUCUCGGUUCGGGGGUGCCGGGAGCACAGUCCAACACGCCGAACUUGAAUCCUGCCAACCAGAUCGACCCCAGCUCGAUCGAGAGGGCCUACGCCGCACUGGGCCUCACCUACCAGGGCAACCAGAUGCCACAGCAGCCGCCUCAGGCCAACAUGCCAAACCAGGGGCUGCAGGGGCAGCCGGGCAUGAGGAACCUCAACGCCAUGGGAGGAAACUCUAUGGGAGUCAAUGGGGGAGUGGGAGUGCAACCCCCAAACCAGCAGUCCAACCUACUGCCAGACGCCAUGUUGCACAACAUGAAUGCACAAAGCUUAAUGAACGACAGCGUGGGGAACCUGGGCUCCAUGCCCACAGCUGGUCCUCCCUCUGCUGCCAGCAUUCGGAAGUCUUGGCAUGAAGACAUCACACAAGACCUCCGUAACCACCUCGUCCACAAGCUUGUGCAGGCCAUCUUCCCCACUCCUGACCCAGCUGCACUGAAGGACCGGCGGAUGGAAAAUUUGGUGGCUUACGCUCGAAAAGUGGAAGGGGACAUGUACGAGUCGGCCAAUAGUAGGGCGGAGUACUACCACCUGCUGGCAGAGAAGAUUUACAAAAUCCAAAAGGAGCUGGAAGAGAAGAGGAGGACGCGGCUCCAGAAGCAGGGCAUGAUGCCCGGCCAGCCCGGCAUCCCCUCCUCCGGCCUCCCACAGGGGCCUCCCGGCAUGGGGCAGCCCCCCAUGCCCCCGGGCCAGCCUCCCAAUGGACCUCACGUCGAUCCCUCCAUGGUCAGACCAGCUGGACCCAAUCAGAUGGUCAACAGGAUGCAGAAUCCAGCAGGGAUGAACCAGUUUGGUCAGAUGGGGAUGCAGUCGAUGGGUCAGAGGUCAACGCCACCUCUUCCUCUUAAUCCCUCAAUGAACCAGAUGGGUAUGGGAGGAACACGGAUGAAUCAGCCUAAUGCCGCGCAGCUACAAAACCAGUACCUCCCUCAAGGCCAGUUUCCCGGGUCCAGUCCUGGACUUGGUUCUGGUCCGGUUGGUAUGAACCAGCAAGGAGUACCGCCCUCCGUGCCACAGCAGAACCAGAUGUCAACGCCGCCGUCCCUCCCAGCCAGCAGUCCCGCAGCCCAGUCUGCCCCCUCUGCUCCGGGCCCCGGGGCCCCCACAGGCCCCCUGGGCUCGGCUAAUGCCUGCAGCACUGGGCCCCUACCCAGCCUGCCUCCAUCCUCCAACUCCGCCCAGCCCAGCUCCUUCCCCCACUGCCCGCCCAUCCGGACCAACUCCCCCUCACCAGCACGCAGCCUAACGCCUCAGCCUCAUCACACGCCCCCGACGUUACCGCGCUCUCAGACGCCUCAGCCACACACGCCUAGCACGCCCCAGCUGCCUCCUCCUCCUCCACAGCAGCAGCAGCAGCAGCAGCAACAACAACAAGCCUCGCAGCAGCAGCCGUCAGGGCAAGCUGCAAACUCGGAGAAAGCCGGUCAGCUUCCACAGCAGCCGCUCGGGGGUCCGGCUUCUUCGGGACCUCAAGCAGGUCAAACGUCUUCAGUGCCGACCCAGAACACUCACGUGCCAUUACAGCUGCCGCAGACCCCGUUGUCUCCGAAGGCGCCUUUGACAGCAGACGGUCAGGUUUCCUCGCCGGCUUCGGUCACGAGCAGCACUGAGCCCGCCUCGCAGCUCGCCGCCGCAGACGGUCCCACCCCCAACCAGGAGGACGUCAAAAUGGAGGUGAAGAAGCAAGAGGAGGAGGACGAAGACGUCGACGCUCAAGACGAGGGGAAGGGGAAGAUGGGAAAGGGCCAGUCUGGCGUGAAGGUGGAGGAAAAACCAGAGCAGGUGAAGAACGAGAAGCCGUCAGUGGACGGGUGUAAGAUCGAGCCGAUGGACACGUCUUCGUCGUCUGUGCCGUCAUCCGAAGAUCCGGCCGAAGACAAGAAGCCCGAGGUGAAGAAGGAGCCCAAAGAGGAAGAGGAGGGGUCAGGGUCAGCAGCCAGCAACAGCUCCCCCGCCAGCACUCAGAGCAAGAAGAAAGUCUUUAAGCCGGAGGAGCUGCGUCAGGCUCUGAUGCCGACCCUGGAGGCUCUGUACCGGCAGGACCCUGAAUCCCUUCCCUUCCGUCAGCCGGUGGACCCCCAGUUACUGGGAAUACCCGACUACUUUGACAUCGUCAAGAACCCCAUGGACUUGUCCACCAUCAAGCGGAAGCUGGACACGGGACAGUACCAAGAGCCGUGGCAGUACGUUGAAGACAUUUGGUUGAUGUUCAACAACGCCUGGCUGUACAACAGGAAGACGUCCCGCGUCUACAAGUACUGCUCCAAGCUGGCGGAGGUGUUUGAGGCGGAGAUCGACCCUGUCAUGCAGGGCCUGGGGUACUGCUGUGGGAGAAAGUUUGAGUUUUCCCCCCAAACUCUUUGCUGCUACGGAAAACAAUUAUGCACCAUCCAACGCGACGCUGCUUAUUUUAGCUACCAGAACAGGUACCACUUCUGUGAGAAGUGUUUCAACGAAAUCCAAGGCGAGAGUGUUUCCCUGGGGGAUGACCCCUCCCAGCCCCAAACGUCCAUCAACAAAGACCAGUUCCAGAGAAAGAAGAACGACACUCUCGACCCAGAGCUACUUGUGGAAUGUACCGACUGCGGUCGUAAAAUGCACCAGAUCUGCGUCCUCCAUAAUGAUACCAUAUGGCCGUCAGGCUUUGUGUGUGACAACUGCCUCAAAAAGGCCAAUAAGACGCGGAAAGAGAACAAAUACGCAGCCAAAAGACUUCCUCAGACAAAGCUGGGGAGCUAUUUGGAGUCGCGAGUGAAUGACUACCUCAAGCGGCAGAGUCACCCCGAGUCGGGCGAGGUCACCAUCCGCGUGGUCCACGUUUCAGACAAGGUGGUGGAGGUGAAGCCGGGCAUGAAGUCCAGGUUUGUGGACAGUGGCGAGAUGGCCGAGUCGUUCCCGUACAGGAUGAAAGCCUUGUUUGCGUUUGAGGACAUCGACGGCGCGGACGUGUGUUUCUUCGGGAUGCACGUCCAGGAGUACGGCUCAGACUGUCCGCCUCCUAAUCAGAGGCGGGUGUACAUCUCGUACCUGGACAGCGUGCACUUCUUCAAACCUCGACACCUCAGGACUGCUGUCUACCACGAGAUCCUGCUGGGCUACCUGGAGUACGUCAAAAGGCUCGGGUUUACUACGGGUCAUAUCUGGGCCUGUCCUCCCAGUGAGGGCGACGACUACAUCUUCCACUGUCACCCGAUGGACCAGAAGAUCCCAAAGCCCAAACGCCUUCAGGAGUGGUACAAAAAGAUGCUGGACAAGGCCGUUUCCGAGCGCAUUGUUCACGAUUACAAGGACAUCUUCAAACAGGCGACAGAAGACCGGCUGACCAGUGCCAAGGAGCUUCCAUAUUUCGAGGGCGAUUUCUGGCCCAACGUGCUGGAGGAGAGCAUCAAGGAGCUGGAGCAGGAGGAGGAGGAGAGGAAACGGGAGGAGAACAGCACCUCCAACGAAUGCACUGAUGCCACUAAAGGAGACAGCAAGAAUGCCAAAAAGAAGAACAACAAGAAAACAAGCAAGAACAAGAGCAGCUUGAGCCGAGCCAAUAAGAAGAAGCCAGGGAUGCCCAACGUUUCCAACGACCUUUCCCAGAAACUCUACGCCACAAUGGAGAAACAUAAGGAGGUCUUCUUUGUCAUCCGCCUCAUCGCCGGCCCCACCGCCAACUCGCUGCCCCCCAUCACCGACUCGGACCCCCUGAUGGCCUGCGACCUGAUGGACGGCCGCGACGCCUUCCUGACGCUGGCUCGGGACAAGCACUUGGAGUUCAGCUCCCUCCGGAGGUCCAAGUGGAGCUCCAUGUGCAUGCUGGUGGAGCUGCACAACCAGAGCCAGGACCGCUUCGUGUACACCUGCAACGAGUGCAAGCACCACGUGGAGACGCGCUUCCACUGCACCGUCUGCGAGGACUAUGACUUGUGCAUCACCUGCUACAACACCAAAGGUCACGAGCACAAGAUGGAUAAACUGGGUCUCGGUCUGGACGACGACAGCAACAACCAGUCAGCGGCGGCCACGCAGAGCCCCGGGGACUCUCGCCGCCUCAGCAUCCAGCGCUGCAUCCAGUCCCUGGUGCACGCCUGCCAGUGUCGCAACGCCAACUGCUCCCUGCCGUCCUGCCAGAAGAUGAAGCGCGUCGUUCAGCACACCAAGGGUUGCAAGCGCAAGACGAAUGGCGGCUGUCCCAUCUGCAAGCAGCUCAUCGCCCUGUGCUGCUACCACGCCAAGCACUGUCAGGAGAACAAGUGUCCCGUCCCGUUCUGCCUGAACAUCAAGCAGAAGCUCCGGCAGCAGCAGCUGCAGCACCGGCUCCAGCAGGCCCAGAUGCUGCGGCGGAGGGUGGCCAGCAUGCAGCGGGUGGGGCAGCCGGCGGGGGGACCGCCGGGAGGGCCCAUGGUGGGGCUUCCGUCCCCGGGAAACGGCGUCACCACGGCGCCCAGCACCCCGACGUCUGUUGGAACCCAACCUCCAACUCCACAGACCCCAACUCAGACCCUGCCUCCGGUCCCUCAGCAGGGGAUGGGUCCUGGACCUGGAGCGCAGCAGCAGCAGCAGCAGCAGCAGCCACCGCCAGGCGGGAUGCCUCCUCAACACCCCCUCCAUCACCAGUACCAGCAGAUGGCAGGCGGAGGCGGCGGGUCAGGAGGGAUGAUGAAUUCACCUCAACAUCAGCAGCAAAUGCUUCCUCAGGUCCAGCAGCAGCAGCAGCAGCAGCAGCAGGGUGGACCUGGACCUGGACCCAGCCCCCAGCAGCUCCAGCAGCACCCCAACAGUUUGCCCCCGUACGGCAGCAGACCCCCGGGCUCCUCUCCGAUGCACCAGUCCCAGGGAAAACCGGUCCUGGGCUCGGCCACGCCUCCCCAGCAGCAGCCCGGCGGUCCCGUCAUGCCCGGAAACGUCGGCGGGCCGCAGCUUCCCAACCAGCCGCAGGGUCAGCCCCCUCUUUCGCAGCAGCAGCAGCAGCAGCAGGCGCCCUCCGGUCCUCCCCCAGCGGCGGUGGAGAUCGCCAUGAAGAUCCAGCAGGUGGCCGACGCCCAGAGGAAGAUGGCGCUGCAGAGGCAAGCCGCCCAGGCGGCUGCGGGCCUCAUGCCCCCUCACCCCCACCACCAACAGGGGCAAGGCCAGCAGAUGGGCAUGGGUCACCCCGGGGCAGGGGGGAUGGUCGGGUCUCAGGGGAUGCCGCCGCAGACCCCCGCAGCCGUGGCUGCUGCCCGGGCCCACAUGGACCAGCAGCAGAGCGCCCCUCCGGGGAUGAUGGUCGGCGCCGGUGGGCCCAUGCAGCAGCCCCAGCAGGGUAACCUGCCACAAGGCCAGCUGCCCCCUCAGGUGCAGCUGCAGCAGCAAAGGAUGGGCGCCCCGCUCCAGAACCCCCAGCAGCAGCAGCAGCAGCAGUGGGCGGGUCCGGGGAUGGCACCCCAGCAAAGGCAAGCUAUGAUGAACCAAAUGGGCCAUCCCGCCAUGAUGGCAGCUCAGCACCAUCAGCAGCAGCAGCAGCAGCACCAACAGGCUCAGGGCCACGCUGCCUUGAUGAAUAUGGCGCAGCAGCAGCAGCAAGGUGGUGCUGGCGGCGGGGUCGCAGGGGGAGCCGUUCCCGGGGCUGGCGGUAUUGCAGGACUCACCGCCGGUGGGAACAUCCCCCAGGCAGCCCUCCAGGAGCUCCUGCGGACCCUCCGCUCGCCCAGCUCGCCGCUUCAGCAACAGCAAGUCCUCAACAUCUUGCGGUCGAACCCACAACUCAUGGCUGCGUUCAUUAAGCAGAGGGCCUCCAAGUACAAAGGCGGGCAAGGCGGUCCUGGUGGGCCAGGAGGUGUUCCAGGAGGGGUCCCAGGAGGUCCAGGUUCCACUGGGGGUCCGGUUGGAAACGUCAUUCCCGCCGGGGUCCAGCAGGUGAACAUGAAUGCUGCAGGUGCCGGACAGCCAGGCAUGCACAUGGGGGGCCAGGGAGGAACGAACGUCAACAUGGCUGCCAUGGCUCAGCUGCAGCAGCAGCAGCAGCUGCAGCAGCAGCAGCUACAACAACAACAGCAGCAGCAGCAGCAGCAGAGACCGAUGCUCAGUGGUUUACAACAGCAGCAAGUUGCAGCUCUGCAGCAGCAACAGCAGCAACAACAAGGGGUAGGAAGAGGAAUGCAGAGCCAGGGGCCGCAGAUGGGAAAUCUCAACGGCCCGCAGUUCAGAGAGCUGCUGAUGAGACGACAUUUCCAACAACAACAGCAGCAGCAGCAACAACAACAGCAGCAGCCGCAGCAGCAGCAGAUGGUGAAUCACGGUCAGUUCCAGCAGCCGCAGCCGCCACAAGGUCAGGGAUUCAUGGGACAGCCUGGGAUGCAGCCUCCCACGGUGGGGCAGGGACCCCCGCCUCAGCAGCCCGGAGGCCCCUCGGGCCCCCAGGGCCAAGGUUACCCGGGGUCGGUGGCCCAGCAGCAGGCCACCGCCGCGCUCCAGCAGAGGCUGCAGCACCAGCACCACCUCCAGAUGCAGCAGCAGAACAGCAUGGCCGGCCUUCAAGGCGGAGACGGGGGGCCGGGUGGUGGGGGCGCGCCGCAGCCGCCUCAGGGCCCUCAGCCCCCACAGGGCGGUCCCCCGCCUCCAUCUUCUCAGGCGCUGCUCCAACAGGCUCUCCAUCAGAGGCUGCUGCAGCAGCAGCAGCAGCACCUGGGCUCCGGGGGGUCACCAGCACAGCACAGCAAUCCCAUGAGCCCCCAGCAGCCGCAGCAGAUGGCGCAGUCCCCGCACCCCCACCUGCAGGGCCAGGCGCUGCCCACCUCCCUGGCCAACCAGGUGCGGUCGCCGCAGCCGUCGCCGCGGCCGCAGUCCCAGCCGCCGCACUCCAGCCCGUCGCCGCGCAUGCAGCCUCAGCCCUCGCCGCACCACAUCUCCCCCCAGAUGCAGACGGGGUCGCCGCACCCGAGCCACCUGAACCAGCACCACCCGGGGAUGGUGGUCCCCCCCCAGCAGCAGCAGCAGCAGCAGCAGCCCGCCUCCCAGCAGCAGCAGCAGCAGAGCGCUUUAGAUCAGUUCGGAUCGGACCAGAGCGCCAUGCUGUCUCAGCUGAGCGGCAUGGCGGGUCUGCACGGGCCGGGGGGCAACGGCCAGGACCCCAUGGGCCAGAACAUGAACCACAACCCCCUAGACAUCAUGUAGAACUCCUCCGUAUGGACGCUCGGUGGUUCUUCGCACAAACUGCACUCACCCAGGACAGUGUUAUUGUUAUUACUUAGCCUUUUUUUUUAUACUAUUAUUAAAUGUUAUUUAAAAUGUUUUCAAUAAAGAUGCAUUGAACUGAACUUCCUAUGGGAGAUGAACAAUAAAUCAAGCAGUCGUUAAAUGAAUUAGUAUAAAUGAAUCGUAAGUUAUUGCUGUUAAUAUAUUUUUUUGCCAAUAGUGGACAAAGUGGGGGGGCGGCGGGUUUCUCUUGCGCCGCUCCCCCCCCACCACCUCCACCUCUUGCAGAAUACUAGAAAGUUGAUAUUUUUGGGGGGUUCGGAAGGGGCCUACAUAGAAGUACUUGCCUUUUUUAAGAAAUGUUUUUAAGAUUUUAAAAAGUGGUCAAGAAUUUAAAGAGAAAGUGAUUUAAUGCAAAGAACUUUUUUAAUGGGUUUUCGUUGCGCAUCAUUCAGUCUGUCCAUUUCUGUUUCACAGAGUGAUGUGGAUUCUUAUCAGUGUCAGUCCAAACAUGAUGCAUAUCUUCCUUAUUGAGAUGUUUGGGUUCGCUUUAUUUAUUUUUGUUUCCUGGGGGGGUGAGGAGGCGUCACGUUGCCCCCCCGGGACUGCUACGAUUCGAAUAGAAAUCUAUUUUUGUUAUUGACUGUUAAGAUGGGUCGGGAGGGGUUAGUGAAUCUGUUAUUUCACUUUAGAUGUCUUUAGUUGGGGGUCUGUCCAGGUGGGAGUCCACGUCAGUGUUUUUUUUUUUUUUUUUGCUUGAGGGUCUCGCUCCAGAUGGACUUAUUUUUGACAUCCUGGCCGACUUCUGUAUGGGACAUCAGCCAUGCUGUAAGAAGGGACGCCCCCCACCCCCCCCCCAUAUCGCGAAACAUGCGCGCCCUCUCCCUCGAAUGUGUGUGCACUCCUUCCUUAUCAAAGACACUCAGUGCGGAGCAGCGGAGGCCUGGGGAGGGGCGGCGCAUACCUGUGUGCCUGUAACAUUUUGAGUACAUGGGCUGGGAUGUGAAGUUAAAACAAAACUGAAAAAAGAAGAAAAAAAAAAAAAAGAGGGUGGGGUGGGCUCCUUCUAGUGUUUUUAGGAUU